Molecule: messenger RNA, 2250 nt
Organism: Mesoplodon densirostris (Blainville's beaked whale)
Lineage: Eukaryota; Metazoa; Chordata; Mammalia; Artiodactyla; Ziphiidae
Product: ectonucleoside triphosphate diphosphohydrolase 7-like
Biological process (GO): nucleoside diphosphate catabolic process
Cellular component (GO): membrane
Molecular function (GO): nucleoside diphosphate phosphatase activity
Source: RefSeq, a predicted model, not a curated record
GGGAGCACCUCCGGACCUAGCAGAGUGGAGCUGAGGGAGCCGGCGGGCCGCUCGACCCGCUGCAGACUUCGGAGAUGACUGGGAUGAGGAGACCACCUUCUCAAGGCAAAAGAAAAAGGAGGUGACAGGCCUUGAGACCACUGAAGGGAAUCCAUGGCUAGGAUCAGUUUUUCCUACCUCUGCCCAGCCUCCUGGUACUUCACUGUGCCCACAGUGAGCCCAUUUCCCCGGCAGCGGGUGGCAUUCCUAGGACUCUUCUUCAUAGCCUGUCUCCUUUUACUUAUGUUAAUUAUGGACUUUCGACAUUGGGGUGCUUCAUUACCACGAGACAGGCAAUACGAAAGGUAUUUGGCUCGAGUAGGAGAUCUUGAAGCUACUGACACUGAAGACCCAAAUCUAAAUUAUGGACUUGUGGACUGUGGCAGCAGUGGCUCUCGGAUUUUUGUUUAUUUCUGGCCAAGACAUAAUGGGAAUCCUCAUGACUUGUCGGACAUCAAACACAUGAGAGACCGUAACAGCCAACCAGUGGUUAAAAAAAUCAAGCCAGGAAUCUCUGCAAUGGCAGACACUCCAGAACAUGCCAGCGAUUACCUUCGUCCUCUGCUGAGCUUUGCUGCUGCUCGUGUGCCUGUGAGGAAGCACAAGGAGACCCCCCUUUACAUCCUCUGCACAGCAGGCAUGAGGCUUCUCUCCGAGAGGAAGCAGUUGGCUAUCUUGGCUGAUCUAGUGAAAGAUUUACCUCUGGAGUUUGACUUCCUCUUUUCUCAGUCUCAGGCAGAAGUGAUCUCUGGGAAGCAGGAAGGGGUUUAUGCAUGGAUUGGAAUCAACUUUGUUUUGGGAAGAUUCGACCAUGAGGAUGAAUCAGAUGCCGAGGCUCCCCAGGAAUUGGCAACAGGACGCAGAAGGACAGUAGGGAUACUGGAUAUGGGAGGAGCUUCUCUCCAAAUUGCUUAUGAAGUUCCUACCUCAACUUCUGUCCUUUCUCCACAGGAAGAAGCUGCGAAGAUCUUGCUGGCCGAGUUCAACCUGGGCUGUGAUGUGCAACACACUGAACAUGUGUAUAGGGUUUACGUCACAACCUUUCUGGGAUUCGGGGGCAACUUUGCCCAGCAGCGCUAUGAAGACCUUGUGAUGAAUGAAACUCAACAAAACAGGUUGCUGGGCCAGAAGACAGGUCUGAGUCCCGACAAUCCAUUUCUAGAUCCCUGCCUGCCUGUGGGAUUCACAGAUGUGGUGGAAAGGAACAGCCAGGUCCUUCAUGUCCGAGGAAGAGGGGACUGGGUGGCUUGUGGGGCCAUGCUGAGCCCGUUGGCUCGCUCCAGCACCAGCCAGGCCUGGCUGAAUGGCAUCUACCAGUCACCCAUUAACUUCAACAACAGCGAGUUCUACGGUUUCUCUGAGUUCUUCUACUGUACAGAGGAUGUGUUACGCAUCGGUGGCCGCUACCACGGGCCAACAUUUGCCAAGGCUGCUCAGGAUUACUGUGGCAUGGCUUGGUCAGUACUCACUCAGAGAUUCAAGAAUGGCCUCUUUUCAUCACAUGCAGAUGAGCAUUGACUCAAAUAUCAGUGUUUUAAGUCAGCUUGGAUGUACCAAGUUCUUCAUGAAGGAUUCCACUUUCCCUAUGACUACCCAAAUCUGCAGACAGCCCAGCUGGUCUAUGACCGAGAGGUUCAGUGGACACUGGGAGCCAUUUUGUAUAAAACACGCUUCUUAUCACUCAGGGAUCUACGGCAGGAAGGUGCUCGACAGGCCCAUGGUAGCUGGUUCCGUCUCUCCUUUGUGUACAACCACUAUCUUUUCUUCGCCUGUAUCCUGGUGGUGCUACUGGCCAUCAUCCUGUACCUUCUGCGGCUGCGCCGAAUUCACCACCGACAAAGUCGAGCCUCAACCCCAUUGGACUUACUGUGGAUUGAGGAGGUGGUGCCCAUGAUUGGGGUACAGGUUGGGCCAUGAGGCUGGACAGGUUCUAGGGGAACUCAAGUAUUCAGAAUUGCUGCCCAUUGAAUUCCACCACUUUCUGGUACUGGCCUCAGAUGCUGCUUUGCCUGACUUUGUGGAUAUUUGGCCUUGAAAUUUCUACUUUAAUACCUACUUUAAUUCAUUCUCAAUAUCCAGGUCCUCUUCUCUGAGAGAAGCUGUGAUUUAGCCUGUGAAGAACUAAAUGAGAGAUUGGUGCUAACAAAGGGAACCAACUUUAGUCCAAUUGAAGCAUGCUUCUACUCCUUUAUCUGAGUGAUUUGGUGUGCU